Galeopterus variegatus (Sunda flying lemur) is the source of this 1440-nucleotide messenger RNA. RefSeq names its product carbonic anhydrase VII (gene CA7). Gene Ontology annotation, biological process: regulation of intracellular pH. The transcript has 7 exons. NCBI's taxonomy places the organism in Eukaryota, Metazoa, Chordata, Mammalia, Dermoptera, Cynocephalidae. The coding region runs from base 1 to 789 and encodes 262 amino acids. The record is from RefSeq and is a predicted model, not a curated record. Gene Ontology annotation, molecular function: zinc ion binding; carbonate dehydratase activity. Gene Ontology annotation, cellular component: cytoplasm.
AUGCGGGAAGAGGCUACAUACCUGUUAGGGUCAGGCCCCUCACAUUGGCACAAGCUGUAUCCCAUUGCCCAGGGAGAUCGCCAGUCACCCAUCAACAUCGUGUCCAGUCAGGCUGUGUACUCACCCAGCCUGCGGCCACUGGAGCUUUCCUAUGAGGGCUGCAGAUCCCUCAGCAUCACCAACAAUGGCCACUCUGUCCAGGUAGACUUCAGUGACAGCGAUGACCGAACUGUGGUGACCGGGGGCCCCCUGGAAGGGCCCUACCGCCUCAAGCAGUUCCACUUCCACUGGGGCAAGAAGUAUGAUGUGGGUUCAGAGCACACGGUGGAUGGCAAGUCAUUCCCCAGUGAGCUACACCUGGUACAUUGGAAUGCCAGGCAGUACAGCAGCUUUGGGGAGGCGGCCUCAGCACCCGAUGGCCUGGCUGUGGUUGGUGUCUUCUUGGAGACGGGGGAAGAGCACCCCAGCAUGAACCGUCUGACAGAUGCGCUCUACAUGGUUCGGUUUAAGGGCACCAAGGCCCAGUUUAGCUGCUUCAACCCGAAGUGCCUCCUGCCUGCCAGCCUGCACUACUGGACCUACCCCGGCUCCCUGACGACACCACCACUCAGCGAGAGUGUCACCUGGAUUGUACUCCGGGAGCCCAUCAAUGUCUCUGAGAGGCAGAUGGAGAAAUUUCGGAGCCUGCUUUUCACCUCGGAGGAUGAUGAGAGGAUUCACAUGGUGAACAACUUCCGGCCACCACAACCACUGAAAGGCCGCAUGGUCAAGGCCUCCUUCCGGGCCUGAGCUGCCCACCUGCCCAUCCGGCCACUAGGGCACCAUCUUCCCAAGGGCUUCUAUGUCAGCAGAUACCAAACCAUCUGAGGCUCCCUGCCUUGGGGGUGCUGUGGACCCCCCCUCAGCUGGCUUGCUCCUUGGUCACUCUGGAGGCUUCUUGAUGGGACCCUCAAGGCGGGGGCACCCUUCAGCUGCCCUGGAAACAGGAAGGACAGGAGCUGAGCAGGGUCCAAGCCUGGGGCUGCCUCUGCUCUCCAAGACCCAAGGCCCCUGGGAACCUCCUAUUGUCUUCCCCGCUGGCAGUGGCAGCAGCCCCACCCUGAGCUCACACUGUGAUGGACAAGACCAAGCUCUCUGGGGCAGGCAGCAGGCACUGCCAGAAAGACUCAAGCAAUAAUUAGAGGUGGGCAGAGCUGCCCUCUCAGCGUUACCUCUUCUGCAGGCCUCCGCCAUGCACGCACCUCACUGCCAGGCCAUUAAAAUCAGCACCUAGCCUGCUGGCGGUGACGUGGCCUUCUCCCUCCAGCUACCUGCUGCCAAAGGCAGGCCCUGGCUACAGCUUAGGCAGUACCUCCCGUCAUCCCCACCCAGCCACCAAAGCUACCUACAUGACAAGCCACUCAUGUACUAAUUAAUAAAUUCAUGUGUCCAUGCAACAAA